Schistosoma haematobium is the source of this 498-nucleotide messenger RNA. Its product is annotated as Cytohesin-1. Lineage: Eukaryota; Metazoa; Platyhelminthes; Trematoda; Strigeidida; Schistosomatidae. The record is from RefSeq and is a predicted model, not a curated record. The transcript is spliced from 2 exons. Gene Ontology annotation, cellular component: mitochondrion. The annotation marks the transcript as partial.
GCUGCCAAUGUUGUAAAUUCAGUAAAAACUCGUCCUCGUGUCCUAUCAUUGUAUCGGCAAAUAUUUAGAAUUGCUCGAAUAUGGCAAGCAAACUCUGGUUCAGCCGAAGAUUCGUCACGCCAAGCUGAUUAUAUAAAAGAGGAAGCAAGAACUUUAUUUCGUCAAAAUGCACAUAUUACGGAUGAGAUAGAAAUUGAAAAUCAUAUUAAAGAAGCUGAAGCAAGAAUAGAAUUAACUUUACAUUAUGGUACACCAUAUCCACGUCUAACUAAUUUACCACCAAAUACUUUAGCUGCACAUAUGAAUACAUCAACGAAAGGAUCAACACCGCCACCUUCGUCUAGUGGAAGUUUUACAACAACAACAACAACAACAACAACAACAAAUAAUAGUAAUAGUGUACAUGAAAAGAGUCGAAUAUCACGACGAACUGAACGUGCAUUAUAUGAAUCUGUUCCAGCUUAUUUAAAAUCAUAUACUUAUAGACCGAAAAAAUGA